AGCGACUUGUUUGUCACUUCACUGCAGGGAAGAAGUUCUUGUUUCAGCAGUGUUUGAACGGAACCAUCUUUCUGUGCUGUUUAAGCAAAAGUAGAAGAAACACCAGCUGAAAUGGACUCCCAGGUGCGUCACAACUACCACUGUGACUGUGAGGCCGCCAUCAACCGGAUGGUCAACAUGGAGCUUUAUGCCUCCUACACCUACACUUCCAUGAGCUCUUUCUUCUCCCGUGAUGAUGUGGCCCUCCCAGGCUUUGCUCAUUACUUCAAGGAGUGCAGUGAUGAGGAGAGGGAGCACGCUGAGAAGCUGCUGUCCUUCCAGAACAAGAGAGGAGGACGCAACUUCUUCCAGGAUGUCAAGAAACCAGAGCGUGACGAGUGGGGGGGUGGGCUGGAGGCCAUGCAGUGUGCCCUGCAGCUGGAGAAGAAGGUCAACCAGACUCUGCUGGACCUGCACAAGCUGGCUACUCAGCAUGCAGACCCUCAUCUGUGUGACUUCCUGGAGAGCCACUACCUGAAUGACCAGGUGGAGCACAUGAAGAAGCUGGGUGACUACAUCACCAAUCUCAGCAAAAUGGAUGCUGCCAACAACAAGCUGGCAGAGUACCUGUUUGACAAGCACACCCUGGAGGGCAAGAGCUAAACACACAGGCCCAGGAACGAGCUUGGUGUCCGUUGUGGUGACCUACAGACUUCAGUUUAUUCACUGAGCUUAACUUGUAACUUCUCCUACUCUGUGGUGGAGCUUUAAAUGUAUGGAAGAAUGUCUACAGCUGUUAACUACCUCUGACUUUCUGGUGUCAGUGUGAAUAAACAUUUUGAGCCGGUU
Monopterus albus (swamp eel) is the source of this 828-nucleotide messenger RNA. RefSeq names its product ferritin, liver middle subunit-like. NCBI's taxonomy places the organism in Eukaryota, Metazoa, Chordata, Actinopteri, Synbranchiformes, Synbranchidae. The transcript is spliced from 4 exons. The record is from RefSeq and is a predicted model, not a curated record. Gene Ontology annotation, cellular component: cytoplasm. The coding region runs from base 112 to 642 and encodes 176 amino acids. Gene Ontology annotation, biological process: intracellular iron ion homeostasis; iron ion transport. Gene Ontology annotation, molecular function: ferrous iron binding; ferric iron binding.